This is a messenger RNA of Micropterus salmoides (largemouth bass), 1119 nucleotides long. RefSeq names its product tRNA methyltransferase 2 homolog B (gene trmt2b). Gene Ontology annotation, molecular function: tRNA (uracil(54)-C5)-methyltransferase activity, S-adenosyl methionine-dependent. NCBI's taxonomy places the organism in Eukaryota, Metazoa, Chordata, Actinopteri, Centrarchiformes, Centrarchidae. The coding region runs from base 1 to 1119 and encodes 372 amino acids. The record is from RefSeq and is a predicted model, not a curated record. Gene Ontology annotation, biological process: RNA processing. The transcript has 2 exons.
AUGCCAUCGCCAGUGAGGGAUGGCUACCGCAACAAAUCCACGUUUUCUGUCAACAGAGGAGUGGAUGGAAAUCCAAAAACUGUUGGAUUUUACGUGGGCACAGGCAAGAAGGGAAACAUCGUCUGCGUCAAUGGAGACCAUCUGCUCAACAUGCCGGAGAAGCACAAACUGGUAGCCAGGUGCUACCAGGACUUCAUCCGGCUCUCUCCCCUAGAGCCCUGCCUGCUGUUCCACACUGGGGGUCACUGGAGAGAGGUGACAGUGAGGACCAACGCAGAGGGCCGCACCAUGGCUAUAGUGUACUUUCAUCCACAGACGCUCCCCCCAGAAGAGGUGGCAGUCCAUAAGGCUGAGCUGACAGGUUACUUCAUGCGGGGGCCAGGAUCUGUCUGUCAGCUGGACUCACUUUUUUUCCAGGAGAGCACCAUGACUCGCUGCACUCAUGAGGAAUCCCCCUACCAGCUCCUGCAUGGUCAGCCUCACAUAUAUGAGGAGGUGCAGGGCUUCAAGUUCCGCAUCUCUGCCGAUGCCUUUUUCCAGGUGAACCAGGCAGCUGCUGAGGUGCUGUAUGGCACAGUGAGAGACCUGUGCGUACCAAACCACGAGGAAGGUAGAGGGAGGACAAAAGUUGGUGGUACUCUGCUAGAUGUGUGCUGUGGGACAGGUGCCAUUGGCAUUAUUAUAUCUCCCAGAGUAGAUAGAAUUAUUGGUAUAGAGCUCAUAGAACAGGCAGUGGAAGAUGCUAGACACAACGCAGCUCUCAAUAAUGUUCUGAACUGUGAGUUUAUCCAUGGGAAGGCAGAGGUGGUGCUUCCUGGCCCUAUGUCUCAGCUGAGCUCCUCAGGUGGAGGCCUCGUGGCAGCUGUCGUGAACCCUGCUCGAGCUGGCCUGCACCACAGAGUGGUCCGAGCUUUACGAAAUCAUCCUGCUAUCCGCAGGCUGGUGUAUGUGUCUUGUAAACCGGAUGGAGAGGCUAUGAGGAACUUCAGGGAACUUUGUUGUGCUCCUGACCCGCAGAAGAAACUCACAGGAGAGGCAUUUGCUCCAACUCUGGCUGUGCCUGUGGAUAUGUUCCCACAUACUCCUCAUUGUGAACUGGUGCUACUUUUUGAGAGGUAG